AUGCCAUUCGGUCUGUGCAAUUCACCGCAGAUAUACCAACGGUUGAUAGACAACGCGCUGUACGAGUUUUGGAAGCUGUCCCCGACGGAGAAUACCCGCGAUGUUAUCAAAGACGGGAUCCCGUCCAAGCCUGGAACGAGGUCCGUUUUGAGUCGUCGGUCGUACAUUGAUGAUAUCCUGAUUGGGGGUACGUCGUGGGAUGAUUUGUGCAAGAAGGUGGAAUGUCUCUUGGAAGUCUGUGAAGAAUGGCAUUUAUCGAUCAGCGUGGAGAAAAGUGAAUGGGGAAUGUCGAAAGUGGAUUACCUGGGCCAUGAAGUGUCGGAAGACGGACUCGGGGCGAAGCCGAAGAGCUUAGAGACCCUUGCGACGCUGGAUUUCCCGGUCUACGCGGCCGCGCUCUACUCCCUCUCCGCCCGCGAUUUUGAAGUGCGGGUCUCGAAUCCUGAGACGCGCGAUCUGGAUAAGUGGACUCACGCGCCGGUGGUGAUCGUGUACGCGAGUGACUGGGCCGUGUCGGCCGUCCUGGCCCAAAACCAUGACGGGGUAUACCUGCCUGUCAAGUUCACCAGUCGGAUGUUGAAGCCCAACGAGUUGAACUACAGCAUCGCUGAGAAAGAAAUCCUGGCGCUAUUACACGUCCUGAAUGAAUGUCACAACAUGCUGGCGGGAAGGACGAUCUGUGUCCUAACCCGACACACGACUCUCGGGUGGAUCUUCCGCUCCGAGGGUCUCCAGGGACGACUUGCGCAAUGGGCGGCAAUCCUCUCACCGUGGAGGUUGGAGAUUCUCCGAUCCGUAAAAGGAGAGGAGGAAAUCCUGGGCACAUUGGCCGCGAGCAUCACGCUGAGGGCCUACGCCAAUGCUGCGCUAGAGGAGAUCACGCCGCGAAAACGCCCGGCAUUCAGCGCCGUGGUAUGGAAAUUGCCGAACUGGGACGUGGUUCGAGCUGCAUCGGGAUAUGUGGAAGGGCUCACCGUGUACGAGGCCGAAUACCGAGGCAUGCUGCUCGGUAUCUCGCUGUUGGACGCCCUCGACGUUGCGCGACUGAUCAUCUGCGGGGGCUCCAAUCUGGAAAUACGCCAGAUGCGGGGCGAGAUGGACUGCAAGCGAGACUGGAACGCGAGCGCGGACAUGUUGGCCGGGCAGGCUCUUCAGCGCCAAGAAGACAAUGAUGUCUAUAACGCGAGAGAGUUGGAGGAUUUGAGGACCCUGAACCGGUUGGGAGAAGUGGUGCGCCCGACGACGCACGAUGCGGAAGGCGGCGAGCACGUCUUGAAGACUGAGACGCGCGAUCCAGACGACCCCGCCUUGGAGGCCGAGACGUACGAUCCAGAUAACGCAGGACGCGGGACGAGAAGAGUUUGUCCCGUGAUCACACGCUCACGGGACGCGUCAAAUCCAGCGCCGAGGAGACAACCGGAGGUCCUGAAAGUGCUCGAGGUACAACGACUCCGUCUGGAUCGAGUCUGCACUGCGCAAGGGGAGGAAGCUUGGAUCGUCAACCUCAAGAAGUUCCUAGACGGAGACAUCAGCGAACUGUCCAGACGCGAAGCGAAGAAUUGCGCCAAGAUAGCGGAACACUUGUCGUUCCAGAGACUCAUUGAGAAGACGUAUUGCACCACUACCACGCAAGUCUGGAAGACGGGCAUCAGGGCAUCGGCAGGACGUAUCAACGGACGACAACAUUUCCAUUGGCCAGGUUUGUUCAAGAGCGUACAACGUCACAUUGGGGAAUGCGUCGACUGUAAGACGGGAAAAGGCCGUCCCACGAUCCGAGGAGAGUCGCCAGGCAACAUAGUCGCGACGUACCCGUUCCAAGUCGUGGCGAUGGACCACAUCCCGUCACUACCGGCGUCACACAAGGGCAACACGGAACUCUCGAUCUGGGUCGGCCUCUUCACGGGUUUUGUCAUCGCACAGGCAAGCGCUGAAGCGAUUCGUCACGACCGCGAGCCUGGUUACAUGUCAGACUUCUUCGGAGCCUUUAACAAGCUGAUGGGCCAGCGGCAACGUGCGACGCUCGCGUACCGUCCGCAAGCGAAUGGGGCGGCAGAACGCAUGGUGCAGACCAUUGCGAGGGCCAUCAAGAUGUACAUGGCCGACAUUGACCAACGCGAUUGGGACCAAUACGCUGAACGACUGACGUAUGCGCUUAACACGGCUCACGACCGAACGCGGGACGAAACCCCGUUUUUUCUCGUGCACGGCUGGGAUCCGCGGUCUACGUUGGAAAGAAGCGACGCUAGUCUCUGGCUGUAUCUGGAUCGAGUCAAGCCAGGGUACGCGCGGAAACUCGCGCACAUGUGGCACGGGCCGUUCCGCGUUGUGGAAUUGGUUAGCGCGUACGCUGUACGUCUAGAGACCAACGGGACUCCGUACCAGUUGUUCCCGAUCGUACACGUCUCAAAGCUGAAACCCGUCCGAGAAUUCCCGUCACGGCCUGAACUGCGGUUGACAGUGCCCGUCAAUGAACGCUUUGAUUUCGACGAGGAACUCCUUCCGGAGGACAGCUGGGAGACGCGCGAUGUGGGCGAAGAUGUGUACGAGGUGGAACAGAUCUUAGACACGCGCGAAGGACGAAUGACCCGCUAUGGACGUACGCGCCGCAAGUUCCGUGUGAAGUGGCGUGGAUAUGACGAGACGAGCUGGGUCGAUGAGUUGGACUUGAACUGCGGAGGACUCGUUUACGACUUUCUGCGACAACGCACAGGACGGAGUCGUUUCGGGGUGAUGCAGUCCCAUGAGGACGCGCCGGCCGGAGAAUGA
Phytophthora megakarya is the source of this 2766-nucleotide messenger RNA. Lineage: Eukaryota; Oomycota; Peronosporomycetes; Peronosporales; Peronosporaceae. The record is from the annotation of a GenBank genome assembly.